Messenger RNA from Aspergillus affinis, 573 nucleotides. RefSeq lists its product as uncharacterized. The record is from RefSeq and is a predicted model, not a curated record. Lineage: Eukaryota; Fungi; Ascomycota; Eurotiomycetes; Eurotiales; Aspergillaceae. Bases 1 to 573 code for a protein of 190 amino acids. The transcript has a single exon.
AUGUACAUGUCCUUCUCUCGCGCAACGUUGUUCCACCUCAUCCUCAAUCCGCUGCUGGUCCCGUCCCGCGCAUCCACCGCCCUCGCGCACAUCCCAUCGUCAUCAUCCUCCUCCCUCCACUCCAUCCAUACUCAAUCGCCCGCCCGACUCGGAGCUUUCUCGAUCUUUCAUCCUCAGUGUCCCUCUGAUCCUGCUGUCUACCGAUCCCAACAAACCAAGUCCUACGCCACCAUGUCGACCGAUUCGUCCAAAAUCCAAGAACAACAACAAGAGGAGGAACGGCACACCGAGAACAAGGACCAAACGCAUCGACCGCUCGCGCUCCCCGACGCAAGCAGCGCCGACUCCCACACCCCGAAGCUCGACGUGAGCGGCAACGGCGAUUCCACCGUGACGUUGGACCACCUGGGACCGAUGGUGGUCAACCAGGACGGCUCGCUAUCGCGGAUCACGAACUGGGCGCAGAUGACGGACAUCGAGAAGAAGAAUACUUUGCGGGUGCUGGGGAAGCGGAAUAAGCUGAGAUUGGACGCUGUGAAGGCUGCCGGAGAGGGUCAACAGGGACAAGAGUAA